GCAUUGCUUUUUUUAUUGUCUCAAUCCCCGUACACACGGUUUUCCCUAAAUUGGCUUCAGUGUAGAUAAGAGGCGCGACCCACACACGCUGAUCCUACUCGGCCAUGGCUUCUUCCUUUUCCGUGCAGACGCCACGUCCUACCUGAGAAGAACACCCUAAGAUCUGGCUUGGAUUGUUACCGAAUCAACUUGUAGGAUUGUAAAGGGGAGAGAAUUACAACACCGUACGUGUGGGACGAUCUGCAGAGAUCCGGACGGAGAGGGGGAUAACACCACCACCUGAAUCCAUAGUGAGAGCGAGAGAAUUCACCUCGUUUUUCCACCAUGGUCGAACCGUCCGACAGGCCCGCGUCCGCGGCCCAGCGCCUGGGGGCCCCAGACAGCUACGGGGUCUCCACCCUUGAGCCCAGCCUGCGGCCCCCCACCACCCAGCCCUCGGGGGGCCGCCAGGUACCCCUCAGGGUCCAGCUGCUGGACGACACCCAGGAGGUCUUCCAGAUAUCGCAACGGUCUCCGGGCAAGCUGCUGUUUGACCUGGUGGCCAACCACCUCAACCUGGUGGAGGGGGACUACUUUGGGCUGGAGUACCAGGAUCACCGCAAGAUGACCGUAUGGCUGGACCUGCUGAAGCCAAUCCUCAAACAGAUAAGGAGGCCUAAAAACACCAUCCUCCGCUUCGUGGUGAAGUUCUUCCCUCCUGACCACACCCAGCUCAUGGAGGAGCUGACAAGGUAUCUGUUUGCACUCCAGAUAAAGCAUGAUUUGGCGUGCGGUCGCCUCAUCUGCAACGACACCAGCGCAGCUCUCAUGGUGUCCCACAUCAUCCAAUCUGAGAUCGGGGACUUUGACGAGACCCAGAGCUGGCAGCACCUGCUGCACAACAAGUACCUGCCCGACCAGGACGCCCUCAGGGACAAGAUAACCGACUGCCACCGCAAGCAUGUCGGCCAGACGCCGGCUGAGUCGGACUACCAGCUGCUGGAGAUCGCCCGUCGCCUGGAGAUGUUCGGCAUCCGGCAACACCCGGCCAAGGACCGCGAGGGCACCAAGCUCAGCCUGGCGGUGGCCCACACCGGAGUGCUGGUGUUUCAGGGCUACACUAGGAUCAACGCCUUCAACUGGUCAAAGAUCCGCAAGCUGAGCUUCAAGCGCAAGAGGUUCCUCAUCAAGCUGCGGUCGGACCCCGCUCAGAGCAACCACCACGACACGCUGGAGUUCUCCAUGGCGAGCCGGGACUGCUGCAAGGUGUUCUGGAAGGUGUGUGUGGAGCACCACGCCUUCUUCAGGCUCUUCGAGGAGCCCAAGCCCAAACCCAAGCCCGUCCUCUUCACCCGCGGAUCCUCCUUCAGAUUCAGCGGUCGGACCCAGAAGCAGAUCAUUGAAUAUGUGAAGGACUCGGAGUUCAAGAAGAUCCCGUUUGAAAGAAAGCACAGUAAGAUCAUGUCCGGCCUGACCUCGUCCUUCCGUUCCCAAGUGACAACAGAGAGGGUCAUGUCCAUCCCCCUGGCGGACCAGACUGACACCUCCUCCUUCAGGGCGGACCACUGGGGCGACCCCAAUGGACCCCCAGACACGGCCGUCCCCAACGGCUUCCUGGAUGCCCCCGGCUCGGACCCGAUGGCACGCUCGCGACAGACCCGCCUCCAUGCGGCAGCGGUGGGCUCCGUUCCGGCGGGCGACCAGCACCUCCUCAACCCAGACGGUCCCGGUUCCCCGGACCUCCCGACCACCACGCCCUCUCCCCAGACCCCUGUCUCCCCCGACGACGGCAUGGUCACCGGGCAGACAGCCCUGACAGUUGCGGCUGCGGGGGUGGUGCCGCCCGUCGUACCCUUGACCACGGAGCUGUGCGUGAGUACGAGUCCCGUGGAUCCACUGCCCUCACCGCUUACCAGCCCCCUGCUGAUGGAGGCGGGCUACGUGCGCACGGACGACGAAGACGAGGCCAGGAGAAAGAAGUUCCCAACCGACAAAGCCUACUUCCUGGCCAAGGAGCUGCUGACCACCGAGCGCACCUACCUCAAAGACCUGCACGUCGUCACCACGUCGUUCCAGGAGGCAGUGGGGAAGGAGGAGGUGCUGCCGGAGAACGUGAGGAACCUCCUUGCCGCCAACUAUGAGCCGCUCCUCAAGUUCCACCAGGGCUUCCUCCGCGAGGUGGAGCAGCGGCUCGCUCAGUGGGAGGGUCGCUCCAAUGCCCACAUUAAGGGAGACUACCAGAGGGUUGGAGACAUUCUCCUCAAGAACAUCCAGGGUCUGAAGCAGUUGACGGUUCAACUCCAGAAGCACCCUGAGUGUCUGGUAGAGCUGGAGAGGGCCUGCAGGUCGAAUUGUCGCCUGGAGGCUGUGUGUGGGGACUUUGAAUUGCAGAAGGCCUGCUACCUGCCCCUCAACGUCUUCCUGCUGCGCCCGCUGCACCGCCUGCUGCACUACAAGCUGCUGCUGGAGCGCCUCUGCAAGCACUACCCCCCUACCCACCAGGACUUCAGGGACUCCCGCGCCGCCCUGGCUGAUAUCUCUGAGAUGGUGCUCCAGCUGCAGGGGACAAUGAUGAAGAUGGAGAACUUCCAGAAGCUUCUGGAGCUCAGGAAGGACCUCACGGGCAUCGACAACCUGGCCAUCCCCGGACGGGAGUUCAUCAGGCUGGGAUGUCUCAGCAAGCUCUCGGGAAAAGGUCUCCAGCAGAGGAUGUUCUUCCUGUUCAGCGACUGUUUGGUGUACACCAGCCGUGGGAUGACCAAAGCCAACCAGUUCAAAGUUCACGGACAGCUGCCUCUCUACGGCAUGACGGUCAGAGAGAGUGAGGACGAGUGGAGGGUCCCUCACUCCUUCACCCUCUUUGGAGAGCGCCAGCCUGUGGUCGUAGCAGCGAGCUCGGCAGCGGAGAUGGAGCGCUGGCUGGAAGACAUCAGGAUGGCAGUGGACCUCGCCGAGCAGACCAGCGACCCCCAGUCUGACCUGCUAUCCUCCAGCCUCACCGACAAGCUCCAGGACGACGGCAUCGGGGAGCAGGAGUCUGAGGAGGAGCUGGCGGGAUCGCGCUCCUCCCUGGAGCGCCCGGGUCACCGUGGCAACACCACCGUACACGUGUGCUGGCACCGCAACACCAGCGUGUCCAUGGUGGACUUCAGCGUCGCCGUGGAGAACCAGCUUUCAGGCAACCUGCUGAGGAAGUUCAAGAACAGCAACGGCUGGCAGAAGCUCUGGGUGGUCUUCACCAGCUUCAGUCUCUUCUUCUACAAGUCCCACCUGGAUGACUACCCCCUGGCCAGCCUCCCGCUGCUGGGCUACUCUGUGACGGUGCCCGCCGAGGCGGAGAACAUCCACAAGGACUACGUGUUCAAGCUGCACUUCAAGUCCCACGUGUACUACUUCAGAUCAGAGAGCGAGUACGCCUUCGAGAGGUGGAUGGAGGUGAUCCGCAGCGCCACCUACUCUGCCAGCCGCACCCUGACCGCCAGCCGGAAGGACUUGUACUGACCCCGCCUUCUCUCUCCAUCUCUCUGUCUCUCUCUCCUUCCACCUCUCUCUCUGUCUCUCUCUCAUUCCACCCCUCUCUACCGUCCACACCGCUUGUUUUAAGGAACUUGUGUAUGUUUUUGCGGCUGCUAAAGCAGUCCCCUCUGGUGACGCAGAGACUAGGGAGCAGGAUAUCACCCCCACCUCCCCCACCACCACCACCUUUCUCCUCUUUGUCUUAGAAACAUUGUUUUGAGUCCAAUGGGGCUAAUUUUCUAUGUGUCCAAUGUCAAUCUCUAUCUAAAUUGUAGUUGUGCAACACAUGAAAUCUCAAGCCGCUGCGUUGUUUUUUAUAUUUGAAUUGCACCGUCUCCCCUGCGGGUGGCAGCACUGUGACAAGAUUGUCGUUGUCACAUGGUCUUCCCCGAGUGCCCGCCAUUUCUGACAUUGAUGUCUCCUAACUGCUGUACCCGAGGGCUUCCAUGUAGCUCACCGGGAAUGAAGACGGUUUUGUAAGGUUUAUUUUCAUUUUUCUCGUACUUUACUUGGUAUUUUCAUGACCUAAGAAAAGUUAAAGUAUUUUUGUACCGAUCAUGUGGAGGGGGGGGGAUAUUGUCACACUAUCCAAAGACAAAGUUAGCGGUUUUACAAACAGGAUGACAUGUUGAGACGUUAGCAUUAGCUUAUGUUUGAUUGUACAGUGUCAAACUUGUAGCGAAACGGUACAAUGCAAACAUCGGGUCGCUUAUCCCAUCUAUAUAUAUAUAUAUAUAUCAAACUAAAGCAAUGAUUAUUUUUUAAUUUUCAGCACAAUUGCGGUAAAAUGUUCUAGCCAAUUCAUUCACCUGUCGCAAUGCUAGAAAAAACAUAUUUAAGUGCGAAACCCUGCACAGUACUCUGUAGUACUAAAGUAGUCGCAGAAACACGGCAUGUUGUACAUUUUCUACCGUCUCGUCACGCCGUGUUUCUGGUACUUUUGCAAUAUUUCAUGCCAAAACUUGUUCCUGGUAGAAAUAUGAAGAUGUAAAUAUGGCCUAAAUGAAAAAUAAAACACCUAGAAUCAGAUUAUCAGGAAUACUGUGUGCAUGUAAAACACAUACAUAGUAUUUUGUUUCAAUGACAAUCCAUGUUUGAACAUUGAGUAAAUGUGUACCAGUUUUUGGGCGUACAUUUGACAAGCUUUUUAAUAAUUUUUUUGUCGGACAGCUGUUUCAUAUGUUGUUCUUCAUACAGCGAUGUUGUGCGAUACUUUUAUACACUGUGAAAUCGUCUAUCUCGGGUUCUAUCUUUUAUCUGGAUGUACUUUAUCUCGACUGCACUUUGUGUGUAUUCGGUCUUGAUUUUUGUUGUUUCUUCUUUAGAGGGCAAAAACGUUUUUCACCACACAAAAUCCUUAAGGUGCCGUCAGAGAUUCCAGUGUUCCUCUGUGCCAAAUGUCGACUCAUCGCUCGAGUGUCUGGAUCCCUGUUUCAAAUACAUAUGUAGAAAAAAUUAAACCGUACCACAGAUUAAAGAGAUAUCAUGCCUCACCUGUUAUAUUACUUAAUCUUUACUUACAACUGUACUCGUACUGGACUCUGGUUCUUCCACUUCCACAUCAAUCUGAAGUAGACUGAACUGCGACAUGGAGGAGAAAGAGAUUGUUGCCUGCGUUUGUGAACCGCGAUUGUCUUCCGCCGGAGCCCCGCUGACCGCGCUGAGGCACCACUGCCUCGGCAGCCUCGAGGCUGCCCGUUUUCUACAAGUAAUUAUCAUAGAAGUCAGUCAAUCUAUCCGAUCAGGGACGGACUGGCCAUCGGGCAUACCGGGCAUUUUCCCGGUGGGCCGACAGUCCCAACACUUUUUUUUUAAUUUAUAUAUUGGUCUGACCGGCCCAUAAAACCAGUUGAACAGCGGCCCGAUUGACACUGGGCAGGCCCAAUCACAAUCAGCACAGGGGUUUCCUAACCAAUGGGCAUCGGCCCUGACGCACGCUAGUCUUCGUAGAUUGGUGUUACUCAAACCGCUAGCCAUAACCAACUCUACAGAUAAUGUCGAAAUCGACAUGCUUGAUUAUAUACCCGUGACUUUAGGUAUACUAUUUGAUCAUGGUGGGAGUUAAAUUUCAGUAAAAGAAAAUAUGUGAGAUGAAAUUCCUAAAGCAAUCUUGAAAAGGAAUAAAUUUGACUUAUUUUUUUUUAUCCAUGUUCUUGCUUUUCGAAUUUUAUCAAAUAAAUUCAUGAUAUGAUACCCAACUCAACUGGAGGCCGGUCCCAAGCCUGGAUUAAUGGGGAGGGUUGGCAUCAGGUAUUAAACUCUAAUGAGAUGAGCCUAUGUGUACCUGAAAAUUAGAAAGAAUACUGAUGAUGAAUUUAAUGUAGGCCUACAGUGUUGUACUCUUCUCUUCUCACUGGCAUAGGCCCAGUGUGUGUGUGUGUGUGUGUGUUGGGGGGGAGCUUGACCCAUUUCUACCCCAGGGCUCUUGUAAAGUUGUUCCGCCACUGAUGGGUACACUUUCUGGAAGUAUUUAAUGUUUCCACUCUCACUGAUUCCCGUUAACUCAUUGCAUGGCUUAAGGUACGUGGUUUUAAAGAGUUGCACAGUUGGUAUACACAUUCGAAAAAACGAAAAGGUGUGCGUUAUCGAUUGUGUUGGGCCGGUCUGGUCCAAAAUUCCCGGGCUGAUUUUUUUUGUCCCAGUCCGCUGCUGGAUCCGAUAGCCUACAUGAUUUCGCCGGCCUUUUUUGAGAAUGUUGCGGCUUAAAAUGCCUGAUGUUGCGUGAGCUUUUCCAAAAUGUUGCAAUGAAAGUUGCGGUGUUUUUUAGGUUUUUGUUGCGAUGACAGUGCGAGAGGAAGUGAAAGUUGUGAUUUUCCUGAUGUUAAUUAUUAAGCUAUUACUGCAAUUUUCCCCGACUAAUUUGUUAAAUAUUAAGUUAUUACUGAAAAAAACAUUAAUUAAAAGGACAAAAACACUGAGAAAUGGUCAUAUAAAUAAUUGAUUCUUGAUUCUUUCCUCGCUGGCAAUUGAUGUGGAUGCAACAGCCUGUGUCAUGGUGAUCUGCCUCGUCGUCUGAUGUCCUGCCUGCAGUUCUGCAGUUCUGUUUCACGGUGGCAAAAUGCUUAUCAAUGGAAGAUUUAUGCUUAUGUUCCACCAUAAUGUUGCAUGCAGUGCAAAACAAUUUUCCCCCGCUUUCAUGUAGAAUACCAAUAUACUGCUUUUCGCGAUCUUUCGCAGUUAUUUUGGUCAGCAAGUGUGAGACGUUUGACGCGCACAUACUCCAUGAAUGCUUGAAUCACUUGAACACGGAAGUAUAGCGGAAGGUAGUUUGUCGACGUCAGUUCAAGACGACGACACUGAUUGGUCAAAUUUGCGGGAAAGUUGCGCUAGUUGGUUAAAAUUGUGACCCCGCCCUGAAUUCGCAGUAAUUGGUUGAAGUUGCGAAUCGAGAAAUCCUGGAGUCUCUGAUAAAGGUCAGACAUUCUGCUCAAGGUGCACCUACAGCUAGGCUGCAGACACAGAAACCAAGGACAUUUCAGCUCACUAGGCUGUCCUGCACCCGUUUUCUACCCGAGGGUUAGGGAGCACAGCGUCUGGUGGGAGGUCAAGGCAUCCCCUCUGGAGAGGUUACCCCACGAUCGGACCUCCAUCUGUGCUCAUUCUGGGCACCGAUGUCAACAUACAAGACCCCUUCCGCUAUGGCCACAGACAAGCUAUACAAACAAUAGCUGUGUUCGAAAUCGUACUUAUUCACUCACUCACUAUUCCAUAUAGUGUUCAUGAUAUAGUGCACUAUAUAGGGAACGAACCAACGAGAAUUCGCGACGGGUAUUUGUGUGACGCAGACAGAUGCGCCCACAUCAUGUAAACAAACCGGGCACUCACGGGGAAAGCUGGAGGUUGUAUUGUUGUUGAAUGUUACAUUUCCUUGAUCACGUGGAGUCUCCUGGCAUACUCUCUCCCCGGAGGAACAGCAGGGGUGUCAGGGGGCUUGCCAAAGGCCACCUCCACUGGCGUCUGUAGCUCCUGCCCCAACAUGAGGAGGGCAGGCAUGAAUGAGGUGAACUCCUGAACAGCGGACCUGUAGGCCAUUAGGACGAAGGGCAGAUGCGUGUCCCAGUCCCGUUGAUGUUCCGCUCUGAGGAUUGCCAGCUGCUUUCCCAGGGUCCAAUUUGGGUCCUCUCGACGAGGCCGUCGCUCUGGGGGUGCAGGGCUGUGCUCCGGGUCUUAUGCAUGCCCGUGCACUCACACAUGGAGGCGAAGACCCACGACUCAAAGUUCCUCCCUUGGUCACUAUGGAUGGUUUCUGCCACCCCGAACCUGCUGAACAUGCCCUCUACCAGAGCGUCAACCACCGUCUCUGCUUCCUUAUCUGGUAUUGCGUACGCCUCAGGCCAUUUUGUAAAAUAGUCCAU
Messenger RNA from Gadus chalcogrammus (walleye pollock), 7850 nucleotides. RefSeq names its product FERM, ARHGEF and pleckstrin domain-containing protein 1-like. The transcript is spliced from 28 exons. NCBI's taxonomy places the organism in Eukaryota, Metazoa, Chordata, Actinopteri, Gadiformes, Gadidae. Gene Ontology annotation, cellular component: cytoskeleton. Gene Ontology annotation, molecular function: cytoskeletal protein binding; guanyl-nucleotide exchange factor activity. The coding region runs from base 325 to 3480 and encodes 1051 amino acids. The record is from RefSeq and is a predicted model, not a curated record.